This is a messenger RNA of Salpingoeca rosetta, 3603 nucleotides long. RefSeq names its product TK protein kinase. Gene Ontology annotation, molecular function: transmembrane receptor protein tyrosine kinase activity; ATP binding. The transcript is spliced from 18 exons. The record is from RefSeq and is a predicted model, not a curated record. Gene Ontology annotation, biological process: cell surface receptor protein tyrosine kinase signaling pathway; multicellular organism development; positive regulation of kinase activity. The coding region runs from base 112 to 3603 and encodes 1163 amino acids. Lineage: Eukaryota; Choanoflagellata; Craspedida; Salpingoecidae. Gene Ontology annotation, cellular component: signaling receptor complex.
CGGAGAUGAUUCGUCGCGCCACACUCAUCAUUUCAUCGCCCACCUCGUCACCGCGUUUCACAUCAUCAUCAUCAUCGGCGCACAGCACGCACCACCGUCGUGACGACGAGGAUGAUGAUGAUGACGACACCGCGACCACGACAGUGUGGGCGGAUGCUGGCUGCGCUGUUGGUGCUUGCGGCUGCAUGGGGUGGUGGAUCCGCGCAGCAGAUGCCGGCAGAUGGAAUAAGGUGCCCCGUUGUCGUGCCUGCGUUUGAGACAGCAUGCAACACAAGCAGCACCACGCCCGGCGGCACCUGCGAGGUGCGCUGCCCUGUGGACGAUACUGCUGUGCAACUGCAGUGCGCCGACGACGGCAUGUGGCGCUUCGCCGAUGCCAACCCUGACGGCUGCUUGCCCAGCAUCUGCCAGGGAAAAUGCGCCUGCGAUCCAGUGACCAGCUUUCCAGGGCAGGUCAUGGUGUCUUGCUCGAACCUGUUUGGGAUCGUCCGCACCCCAGACUUGGUCGCCGGGAUGCCUCCAACCGUCACCCGAGUGCGGUUCUACGCGGAGACAUUUUUCAGGAGCAAUGACCUCGUCAUCCCAUCCUCCAUCUUCUACUUCACACCCAACAUCACUGCCUUCCGCGCCAACGACUGCCGACAGGUCACCCUGGUCGACUCCCCAACCUUCACCUGGGCGGACCUUGCCCUGCGGCGACUGCUCGAGCCCCGCGCGCCGAGUCUCAACUCCUUCUCCGUCUCUCUCAUUCGCGCCAAGAACAUCUCGGGCAUCCUGCCGCUGCUUGAUGCGAUGGUGCCGCGGAGGUCGUGUGCGGAGAAGAAGCUGACGCGCCUCGAACUAAUGGGAUCGCACGUUGGCGACACCAUCCCCUCGUACAUGCUGCUGCUCAUCCGCAGCCUGGACAUAUCCGAGUCCAAUGUUGUCCGCGUCUCCGACGACCUCGGCGACAACUCCAACAACAUGGUCAGCUGCUGCAUGCUCCUCUUCACGGCCAGGGGCACCCCCAUGGACGACCUGAGCGGGCUGCCUCUAUGCGUGGCACUGGCGUCCGUGACGCUCGUGGAGACGGGCCUCACUGCCAUGCCGCCGCUGCCCGCUGUUCGCCAGAUCACCAAUCUCGACCUGCGGGACAACAACAUCACGCACGUUGAGCCAGGCGCGUUGGAGAAGGCCUUCGAUGUCGACGAUGCCACGUGGGUGCAAACACGCUCCCUGUACAUGAGCGGCAAUCCAACAACCUGCCACCUGCAAACCAACGAUCGGGGCUUCUCUUCCGUCAACUGCACGUGCUACAACGGCAUUGCCAACUCGCCAGCGUGCCCGCAGUCGCCAACCACAUCGUGCUCUCCAGACAGCAGUGAUGGCGACGACGACGACAACCCGCUGCUGGCCAAUGACGAUGACGAUGGCACGGGUGGUGCCAACAACAGCAACAGCAACAGCAACAACGGCACAGAGAGCAUCGCCAUCACGCGUAUCUGCGAUAGCCAAGUGGACUGCACAAGUGGCCGUGAUGAGCACAACUGCACGUUCUACGUGGCAGCCACGACGCCGCUGUCAGACUGCACAGUUGUGGCGGCAGUCUGGCCUGCGUUUGUGUGUCUGCGGCGCCUGCGCGUUGAUGUGAGCCGUGGUCGUGUGCGGCUCACCCCAAUCGGUUCUCCGCUUGUGAACACAAUGUGUCCCAUUGGUCAUGGUGCGUUCAUCUCCAUUGCCACAGCCGAGGGCACAUUCUCAACAUCGUCAUUCAGGAUGAGCAUACUUGAUGACGGUGUGCAACUCACCCUCUCCCUUAUCAGCAGCCUCUCGUUUGCGUCUUCUGGGUUCUGCACUGUUGGCUUUGUGUUUGGCAACCACACGGCAUCUGUGCAGCCAUCGACCACCACGCCUGCAACAGGGUCCAUGUCUGUUCCCACCGUGCCAACGAUUCCUUUGACAACACAGCCGACACCCACCACAACCACAAUUCCAACGACUGCUUCCGCCACACCGCCCCCGCCCUGCCCAACCGUCACAAGCACGUUCACGGCGGUCGAGUGCUCUGAUGUGCCCCACGUCAACGAGCAGUGCUUGCUUGCAUGCAACCAGCACAGCUGUCUUUCGCCCGUGCGCGUGACGUGCACUGCAGACGGGUGGAGCCAGGACCCUUGUCUGAAUAUUGCGUCAUGUGGUGGAUGCCAGGUCCUGCGGUCCUUGAGCAGAAGCGAUGACGUCACGUGCGGCACGUCACUCCAAUGGGAAUCGCUGUGUAACAUCACGACAGCGUCAGCGGACCAGUUUGCCCGUUGCACCGACGACACCUGGAUGUUUUCCUCGUCCGUCAACACCGCAGCACAGGACUGGGAGUCGUCGAUCGGCGGUGACAAUUCUGGCUCAAGCUCAAGCUCAAGCGGUCCCAGCGCAGGGGUUGUGGUUGCCGCUGUGGUCGUCGCCGUCGUUGUUGUGUGCGGCGCUCUUGUUGCGCUCAUCAUCCUCCGCAGGCGGACGGCUGUCGGGACAUCGCACGCUGCGUUUGAGCUGCGUCGCCUGGAGAGCCGACGGAAACUGCUUGAGAAGGAGCUUGAAAGGGGAAACAUUGUCCUGCGCCACCUCAACAGCGACGACGAGCACGCCGCCCUGCAGCUUAUCCCAAGCUCGAGUCUUGAGCUGCAGGAGGAGGUUGGGCGCGGAACAUUCGGCGCUGUUCGCCGCGGCGUCUGGCGCGCACACGGCAGCGUGACGCAAGUUGCUGUGAAGACGCUGACCGCCACCGCCCAAGACGCCGAUGCACACGCCGCGUUUGUUGUUGAAGCGCAGCUCAUGUCUCUCCUCAGGCACCCCGCACUCGUUGGCGUGCACGGGUUCUGCAAGGACGCCCUGCAGCCGAUGCUCGUCAUGGAGUACAUGCCCGGUGGCAACCUCAGAUCGUAUCUUAGGGCACAGGCGAGCAAAGGCCCAUCAGCGAUGGCCACAGCUGAGGAGCUGCUAGAAGUGUGUAUCACCAUUUCGGACGGAAUGGCGUACCUCGCGUCGCAAAAUAUCGUACACCGCGAUGUUGCCUGCCGCAAUGUGCUCGUCGGCGUUUCUCUGCACGACGUGAAGAUCAGCGAUUACGGCAUGGCCCGGUUCCUCAGUGAUUCAGACUACUACAGAAUGGGGAGCGAGAGUGCGCUGCCGCUGCGGUGGAUGGCUCCCGAGAGCCUCGAGCAGUUGAAGUGGACCAGCGCCAGCGAUGUCUGGAGUUGCGGCAUCACGUUCUGGGAGAUAUUCAUGUUCGGCAAGACGCCGUUCAAGAACAUUCAAGCCGUGCCCGCAAUCAUUGAAGCGCAGCUCAACAUUCAACAGCACCUGCCGUUGCCACCCGCAUGCCCACAGUACAUCUAUUCUGUGAUCCUCAAGUGCUGGGCGCGCACACCAACGGUUCGGCCGACAUUCAAUCAACUCCUCUCCCUCCUCGUCGCUGCGCGAUCCUCGGGUGCAUCGCAGCAACAACAACAACAACAACAACAGCAGCAGCAGCAGCAGCACCAACACCAACACCAACAACAACAGCAGCAGCAGCAGAAGUUAUCAGCUGUUGUUUACGACGUACCAAUGGACGAUGAGGAAUCUCGUUUGUGA